Molecule: messenger RNA, 1491 nt
Organism: Ogataea philodendri
Lineage: Eukaryota; Fungi; Ascomycota; Pichiomycetes; Pichiales; Pichiaceae
Exons: 1
Coding region: 1-1491 (496 amino acids)
Biological process (GO): actin cortical patch localization; actin cortical patch assembly; endocytosis
Cellular component (GO): actin cortical patch
Molecular function (GO): Arp2/3 complex binding
Source: RefSeq, a predicted model, not a curated record
AUGACCAAUGUCGAGCUGAUGCGUGAGGAAAACAUAACUCUGGACAAGUUUUGGGAUAUAGCAAAUGAUCUGUUUUAUCACGAAGGUAGUGAGAGUGAGCAUCGUUGUUCAGAGGACAGAAUAAAUAUGUUGCUUGUGAAUUACAUCACAUUGGUUUGCGAGCACUGCGAACAACUCACCACUCCCGACAAAGAAGAUCAGUUCUACCAUGAGAUUUCAGACUUUGUGGUCAAUCUGGAUGAUUACCAGCUGAAUCUGCAGUUUUGUAUACGCAAAAUGCUUUCCCUAUUGACCUAUGGCGUGGAUCGCAACAAGUUCAAUUUGGAGCUAGAAAUUGAUCAUUUGGACUCUGAUGUUCAAGAUCAAAUCAACAUGUCCAUCAUGACAAACGAAAAACUCAUCAAGAUCAUUGGCUGGAUCCUUAUAGUGAACUACCAGUCCGAGAAACAGAAAGUGCUGGACAUUUUAAAAGAGUUCCAUGGGUUUGAGACUCUGGCCGAUGUUUUGUCGAACUACGCCCGAAUAUCCCGCAACACCCACGACAAGGACCCUUACGUGUUCAACUACUCUACGUAUCUGGAGCUUUCGUUUGAGCUGUGCAAGAACUACGAGUUUGACACCUCCGAGCUGGCUCAUAUCAGUACGCAGCUGCUUGAAUAUCUGUUUCACAGCCUGAAAGUUGCGCCCAAAGACGACGACAUCCUCAACUUUCUGAAAUUCAAGCUUCUGUUGGUGCUCAACGAACAGUUCAUGGUGGCUCAUUUCUCGUACAUUGCAGAAAACCCAACCCAUCAGAUGGAGAACCGGUUUUUUGUGAAAAUGACCGAGAAUAGCCAGCAUUUCCAAAACUUCAACGAAGUGCUUAUCCUCAACUUUAACAGAGAGGAGGACCCUGUGAUUCGGAUCCUCAUUCUGAAAGUGUUCUACUUGGUGUUCACCACCUCCAAUACGUGCAGCAACUUGUAUGUCAACGACCUCAGGCUGAUUAUAGACAUUAUGAUUCGAGAAUUGUUUAAUUUAUCCAUUGUCAACGAAGAAGCAUUGAUCAACACUUAUCUGAGAGUGUUAUAUCCAAUGCUACUUUUUUCUAGCAUCAAGGACGGAAGGUACAAAAGAGAAAGUUUGUACGAAGUUCUUAAAUAUUUGACGGCAGCAGAGCAGACCACAGAAACCACCAGACGCCUGGCCGAGCGAUGUUUGCUGCUGGACUUCUUUGUGGAGCCGACACCAAGUCCAAUAGCCUUGAAGCCAUCGUUUCCGCAGACGCUGAUCCGCCAUGACUCGUCUCAGUCGUCGAUUAUGAGCGAGUUGGAAUCGCCAGACUCGCCUACUCCGCUGCCUUUCGACCGUACUCGCAGCAACUCGUCCAGCUCGUCGUUGGACUCGAAAGGGGUGCGUCGUCGCAAGCCGCCUCCGCCGCCUCCACGCAGAUACAACCAACGCAACGGGUCCGAAUUGUUGUUGAGUCGUGCCAAGGUUGGAAAUAAAUAG